AAACCAAACGGUAAUUUGUUUCGCUUACAAGGUCGUCCUAGCCAACAAUGGCUUCGUUUCGAUCUGUUAUAGUGAAUUCCUACAAGAUUCUGAGACAAAAUAAUGGUGUUAUUGGUAGUUUUUUGAAACUCUUUCGGUAAUUUUCGUAGUUUGGAAUGAGAAGUGUUUCUUUUCACUACUGUUCAUUACAGAAGAAACAACAAUGCCGUGACAUUUUUUAAAAAUAAUUAAUAUUAAUGAAAUAUUUUUAAAAUUCAAAAUCAAAUGAAUAUUUUCCUCAGUAACAGUAAAUAAGUUUGUUAGUUUAGACAAGUAAAACUGCUUUAAAAGUAAACUAUAAUCCUCAGUAUUUCAGUACUGUGAGUAGUAUGAGUUAAGCAUACUUCAAGUUACUAGUUGUUGAUUUAGUAAUACAGACAUACUACUACAGUUACAGUACUGACUUCAAGUCUUUGUAGUAGUAGUAGUAUUAAUAUUAAAUUACUUAUCAUCUUGUUUUAAGUUAUUUACUAAUACCACCUAGCCCAAUCUAAUCUUAAUUCAAAAUCUGAUUUUAGUGGGCUCUUUUAGUCCUAAAAAAUAUAUAGUUAUAGAUUAUAGACUAUUGAGUUGUUGGCAAUAUUUCGAAUGUUCGAACCCCCAUCCCAAAUUCAAAAUGCAUAAUAUUUAAAUUAAUAUAAUACUUUUUCAAACUUUUUGUUAGAAAGAUUAGAGUUAAUGACUUCUCUAAGAUUCUGCUUGUAAUUGUAACAAUAGAAAAUAAACAGUACUCUUACAACGUCAGCGUCGGUUGUGAAAAAAUCCUGUGGUUCGAGUUUGAAUUGCUAUUUAAACAGUUAUUCUUCUACUGAUGUACAUUAAAAAUUAAUAGUUACAGUGGAGAGGCGAGAGGGCCGCUGGGAUUUUUGUGGCUUUGAAAGUGAGAGUGGGCUAACAAGACCUACAUGCGAUAUCACAUUACAGGAGUGCAUAGAGUAUGAUAGAGAGCUAUAUUAUAAUAAUUAUAUACUUCAAGGCUCACUUAUUGUAUCAGACGGAUGUGCACCUUAUGUAAACAUAAACCAGAUCAGAAUCUAUUAACACUCCUUUGUUAUUCAUCUUAAUAAUUUCGUCAAUCCAAAUGACACUUGCGUCCACACACAGAAUGUUGAAAAUUUGUGGAUGAAUGCCAAGGGAAAACUGAACCUGAAAAGACAGUUUGGCUCAAGCUGCAAUCUUUUACCUUCAUAUUUGCAUAAGUUUUUUCCCACUAUCAUUUUCUUGGAGAUGAUAUAAACUCUAGCUAUUUUCUUUUCAUGCAUUAAAUUUUUAAAAUUUUUCUAUUUUAAUAAUGUUGUUUUUUAAUUUUAUAUAAACUAUGUGCUGAAAUGAAUAUGUACAAUGUCAUAAAAACAUUUCAAUUUAUUGGGAUCAAUAAAACAAUAUUGGUUUAAAUAGAACUUCAAACCUGAACAACAUGAUUAUGAUUUUUUUUCAUAACAAAUUCUCAAGUGGUAGAUUACCAAAUAAACAAUACCAUGGUGGGCAGACCACAAGCACCGGUUCAUGUUGCAAAUAAAUUUUUGCCAGAAAACAUUCUGCAAACUUAAGACAUAACGCCGAAGGCACCACUGUAUGACAGCAUGCUUUAGCUAGUGUGACUUACCGAACACCCAUGUUAUAACUGUCAGUGUCUCUUUUCUUUAGUUUGACAUGUUGGUUACCCAUGGAUAUGCCUUUGGUCCAUGUGCCCUAUAUGCACCGGGUCAUUUUUUCAAACUGUGGGCUUGCACACAUAAAAUCGACAUAAUAACUUUAUAUUGAGUUUAAAAUGUGAAAUGCAAGCAUGUUAUGCUUUUCGAAAGCAUUGAAAGUUGCAACACCAUUGUAAACUAUAACAAAAUUUACCAAAUUGAGUGUUCGAAUUGGUUUCUAGUUCAUUAAGGUGGAACACUUGUGUGCUUUCCAGUGGCACUCGGCAACAAAGAACUUGUUUUUGGACAGUACUUGAAGUUGUUGUUAUCACAUUUGACCAUGUACUUGGUAAAACAUAAAUGAACUGCUAAAGUAACUACUCAUUCAAUGUGUUUUACUAAUGUUUUGAAUUUGGAACUGGCGUCUGGGGGAUUGCCGAGUUGUCUAACCCUACAUAAAAUAACUAGGUAAGCGCAGUAACAUAACUGUGGGGAAUCCCUGGACUAAACUGACUUUGGGUGACUAGAUGAACUGUUGGACCUGCAGGAUGUGUAUGUUAAUUUUCCUAUUCAUUGAACAUUAUUCACAUCAUUAACUAAAUCUGACUAUCAAAAACUAACCUAUAAAAUUAAAUAUAUUAAAAUGAAAUUUUUAUUUUGUUUUUACUUAAAUUCAACACACAUGGUUCUAAAGAAAUCAAAAAAUAAACUCAUCCUGCUGAUACUAGAUAAUCACCAGUGAAGAUGGCCGCAUUGUAUGGCCUUUCAUUUCGAUUGUUGCUAUUUCAUUGUACAUUUCAACAUACUUUUCUAGGGAGACCUCUCCCCACAAUUUCAAGACAAAAAUGAUAAGAAAAAACUUUAAUCAAGUUAAUUGAAAUCUUUUGAAAACUGGGUAUGUAAUUAAAGUUGAUGUGGGAACCCUCCAUGACCUGUAUUAUUUACACCAUUGAAGACAUUGCCGACUUUACCACUAACCGAAUCCUAGCCCCUAUUAUGUUAGGUUAAAUAAUUUAUUCUCCUAUUGCUUUUACGAUUAGUAAACCUAACUCCACCAUAGCUGUUAUUGAUAAUAUUAGUAAAAUAGAUAUUUGGUAUAAAUUAAUUUUAAGUUGAUGUGACUGUAAAGUUACUUUGAUUAACUUGAACAUUUGCCAAAAAGCACUGGGUAAAGUUAGACAUGUCUUCUUUCUAGCCACAAAUUUUAUUUUUAAUAUUGUCAUAAAAUAUUAAUCUACACUACUAAGGCUUAACCGGGUGCAGUGUAAUUUUUUUUUUUGGGAGUGAGGUGUCUAUUAUAUGAAUAAAGAGCUUUGGGUGUGGUAAAAGACUGUCUGUAGGCCAGUUGUUUAAAGGCCAGCAGGUAGGGUGUAGAACUGUCUGUAAGCCUAUUGUUUAUAGAAAAUGAGAAGUUAACUCUUUUUUUUUUAACACUUGGAUCCACCUGGUAUUUUCUCAAAAUACCUUGACCUUAUUUAGUCCUAGUAUGUAUUAUAACUGUCGUGUAAUAAAUAGUCUGAGUCAUGAUAAAUUUUAAAAUAAUAAUAACUUGAUGUCUUUAUCAAAGAUACACAUCAACCUAUCUUUUGUGCUGGACUAGAUUUGAUGAUUUUUUAAUUCAAUUUUUUAUAUAUUGCAUUAAGCGACAUCUAUAAUGAUUUAAAAUCAUCUCUGCAUUGCCAUUUCAUUUAGCAGCCAUAUGGUAACAUUGUUUUAUAUAUGUUACAGACAUGAUGACUUAAAAUGGGGUACAUGUAUAGGAGAAGACAAAUUCGGCAACAAAUACUACCAAAAUAAUUACUACUUUUAUGGUAAGUUAUUUUAAUUUUAGAUUAAAGAAUUAAAAUCCUAAUAUAUUUUUUUUACAUUAUAUUUUGGCUUGGUAAAAUCGUAAUAUUAUAAUUAUAGUGUCAUCAUAUUAUGUUCUUGUAGACCAGGGGGUCUCACACUCAAAUCAUCCAGGGGCCGCAGGAGGUAGAGUCUGAGUGAGACUGGGCCGCAUCAAGAAAAAAAAAGAGCAAUUACAAAUUAAAUGAAGUACAACUUACAACUGGUACAUUCUACCCAACCUUUAUUAAUAACAAAAUAAAAUAUUAAGGGUUCUCAAGAACUAGGGUUGACUUUCUUCCUCCUACUCCUUGUUGCCAGAGACCUGAAAGUGCUUCUGGCAGCUUAGUAACAUUUGGCAUGAGUGAGGAGGCAACUAAGACCCUCAGUAUAGCUUGAAGAUGCUAUCAGUAAGUUUGGCCCUGAACUUUGACUUGUUAAAUUUCAUAGUGGGAAAAGAGCUUUUCUCACAGAUAGGUGCUCCCAAAAAAGGCACAUUAUUCGCUUGAGCAACCUGGAAAUCUCAGUUAAGGUGGAGGACUAUGCUCUUAUAAAUUAUCCAUGCUUGUCUGUUUCUCCAUUCACUCCCUGAACUUAGAAUUGCAUGAAGAUCAAUCAGCUCCAUUUGAAGCGCAAGUUGGGGUGGGGCGCAUCUUCCACUAUAAAGGAGAAAGGAUCAGCAGAAAGUUGAAAAGUGGCUCUUUGUGUUUUGAUGUCUAAAAACAUGUGAUUGAAUUCUUCCUGUAGCUUUGCAAUGGCAUCAGUAUACUCACUGCUGAAUGGUGUUCCUGAAUCUAUGAGUUCUUUUCAUUGUGGGAAAUGGCAGAAUGCCCUGACAUUGUCAUAGGCAAGCUGCCACUGGCCUUGUAACUUCUUGUUGAGUACAUUCAGCUCCUGAGUAACGUCAACAAGAAAAGCCAAGUUCAUGAGCCAUUUGAGAUCACUUAGUACAGGAAAAAUAACCCCAUCCUUCUCCAUGAAGGCUUAAAAUGGUAAAACAUGUCAAGCAGUUGGCAGGAGCAGGUCAUAUUCAUGAAUUAUUGAUGCGAAGGAAGGGUGAAUGAAUUUUCAUUUUUUGAUAGUAGAAAAGGAAUUUUUGACUAACCCUGUUUUUAAAUGGAACCAAGGCUGACAUGCUCGGAAUUUCCCUCACUCGUUAACAGUAUCCUUUAAGAAUACUUUAUCAGUUUGCAACGAUUUAAACAAUUAUGGUUGUGCAUUACCCACUAACUGACUUUUUACAUUUUUCUCAAAACCACACUUUGGCCACCUUUGUCUCAUGAAAUGCUAUAGAAUAAAAACCUUUUGUCUGGUUUUAAAACAGUUUUUACCAUUAGCGGAGAGUCACAUUAUAGAUAUGAGAAUGGGGAAAACUCGCGGGCCACAUUACACUAAACUUUGCUGUCAUGUAGCUGGCCGCAAAAUAUCGUCUUGCGGGCCACAAAUAGCCCACGUGCUGCGAGUUUGAGACCCCUGUCUGUUGUAGACAAUCUAUGUGUAUUAUUUGUAACUAAACUUCAUACCAUACAUGAUUCCACUUUGUUUUAAAUCUUCAAUGGUAGCUAGAAGUAUCCAUUGCCCUGGUUCAACUCUAAUUUGAAGUUCUAAUUCUUGUAAAUGUUAAAAUUAAUUUUCCCAAACAUUUUUAUCCAGGGAAGAAUAGAUGGGUAUCAUUUCCCCCAUCUGUUGGCUUUGACUUUGAUGCCAGUCAGGUACCACCAGAGUGGUGAGUACAUUAUAAACUUUCUGAUCAAUCAAUUUUUUUUUACACAAGUAAGAAUAAUUAUCAUUGGUUAUUUGAACUGGUGUUAGAAAGAUUGUCUUUCAUAAUUUAAGAUGGAUUCCUUCAUAAAUAUAAUUUUUGGCUCACUACAGUUUUAAGGAAAAGAUUGGCUUGUUUAACUUAUAAAAAGCCAUGGACCAUUUUCAAAUCAAUCAAGUGUACAAAAUGUAAUUCCUGUUCCAGGCAUCGAUGGUUGCAGUAUAUUACCGAUGAGCCCCCAUCUACACAUCCUCUGCCAAAAAGGAAUUGGAUGGCAGAUCACACUGAAAACUUGACUGGGUCAAGCAAAGAGUAUGUCCCAUACAGCACAACAAGGCCCAAGAUAGAGGCAUGGGUCCCACCCAAAAAAUGAACAAUCAAAGUUUAAGAUUGACAUGUAAAUUAGCUGAGAUAAAGGGUUUUGUUUGAGGUUUACUACUACUACCUGAUAAUGUAUAACUCUUGCUUGGUUCUACUUGUACAAAAAAUAGACUUUUGCUGAGGUAGCUGUCAUAUUGUAAUGUCAUGAUAAUUAUGAUGAUUUAAUCUCGAAAGUGACUAUUUUUGCUGAAAAUUAAAAUAUUACAUAAGAGAAGAUAUUUUUUUGUUGCAGUCAUUAUUAGUAUUAGCUUUUUAAAAUUUAUUUAAAAUUUGCCUUCAGUAAUAACCCAAUAACAAAAUUUUAUUUGGAAUGAGUUUUAUUUUCAGUUUUCAUGAAUCAAUUUAAUAUGAACAAG
Messenger RNA from Lymnaea stagnalis (great pond snail), 5999 nucleotides. Lineage: Eukaryota; Metazoa; Mollusca; Gastropoda; Lymnaeidae. The record is from the annotation of a GenBank genome assembly.